Messenger RNA from Colletotrichum destructivum, 1790 nucleotides. RefSeq lists its product as uncharacterized. The coding region runs from base 192 to 1775 and encodes 527 amino acids. The record is from RefSeq and is a predicted model, not a curated record. Lineage: Eukaryota; Fungi; Ascomycota; Sordariomycetes; Glomerellales; Glomerellaceae. Gene Ontology annotation, biological process: inner mitochondrial membrane organization. Gene Ontology annotation, cellular component: mitochondrial inner membrane. The transcript has a single exon.
GUACUCUUCCCGUUGGCGUUUAAACACCUCGGCCCACCGACCAAACCCUCUCAACCGGUCAAUUGGUCCACCCUUUUUCUCUUCCCCUUCCCACUGGGCAGAGAGAAAGAGAGAGAGAGAGAGAGAGAGAGAGAGAGAGAGUACUAAUUCUCGACACCGGGAAAGGAAAAGGAAAAAGAAGGGGAAAAAAGAUGCUUCCCAUCGCCAGGCCGCCGUCGCGCCUAGUCCACGCCCGCAUCGGCCUGCGCACCACCGCCAACCUUCCGAGAUGGCAGUCCCUCUUCGCCCCCGCCCUGCGUCAUAACCUCCCGUCGCCGUCCGCCGCCCGUCGACAGCCCUACUCCUCCGGGCUCCCUCCUUUCCCCCCUCCUCCGCCCCCCCCGCCGAGCUCCUCUGCCUCGAAGGACGAAGUCAAACAAGCCUCUCCGACAAGCGAGCUAUCCUCCUCCUCCUCCUCCUCCUCCUCCUACCCGAGCUCAGAUGCCACGACUUCGAGCUCCGCCAAGGCUCCCGACUCGAGCUCGAGGUCGGCCGCGUCCUCCUCGACUCAACCCACAAACGACGACACCGCUACCACCAUUUCCUCGGACCCCAGCUCCUCCAAACCCAAACCCGAUGACCCCCUCCCCGAAAUAGCCACCAAGAUCUACACCGCCCUCCCGCCCGCCCUCUCCGAAAGGCUCUCCCACCUCAUGGACACCGUCCAGACCCGCCUUCUGACGGCCUCGACUACCCUCAACACCCUCACCGGCUACUCGCCCAUCGAGGCCAUCAAGGAACAGAACACCCUCCUCGAGACCCGCCUCGCCGAGGCCCAGGCCCUCGUCCGCACCGCCCGCGCCACCUACAAGACCACCAACGCGAAGCGCGCCACCACCCAGCGCGAGGUCACCACCCUCCUCGCCCGCAAGGAGAUGUGGUCCCCGACCGACCUCGAGCGCUUCACCCAGCUCUACCGCCAGGACCACUCCCUCGAGCAGGAGGUCUCCGCCGCCGCCGAGGCCCUCACCGACGCCGAGCACGCCGAGCAGGCCCUGGGCCAGCAGCUCAACGCCGGCAUCCUGAAGCGUUACCAUGAGGAGCAGAUCUGGUCCGACCGCAUCCGCCGCGCCUCCACCUGGGGCACCUGGGGCCUCAUGGGCGUCAACGUCCUGCUCUUCAUCGUCCUACAAUUCGUCGCCGAGCCCUGGAAGCGGAGGAGGCUCGUCCUUGGCGUCGUCGAGGAGGAGAAGGCCGUCCUCGAGGGCGUCACCGCCGAGCUGGCCGGUCUGAAGGCCGCCUUGGCGCAGAGGGAGGCCACGGAUGCCGCUGCUGAUGCCGCCACUGCCGCCGCUGCCGCCGCUGCGGCGACGACGCCCGCGCCAUCCGUGGUGAUGGAGGAAGAGACGCUUGUCGCGGAGUCCACGGAAGCGGCUGAGGCUGAGGCUGCGGCAGCGGUUGCGACAGCGGAAGCAACAGCGACCGGAGCGGCCGCAGCAGGAGCGGAAGCGCUGAGCGCCAAGCUCGAGGAGCCGGCCGUCCAGCACGAGAUGGAGCGAGAGGUCGCCAGUGCCCUCGAAGCACUGGAGCAAGAGGUCCCGACGCCCAAGUCGUGGCGCGAGUUCCUCACCGACCCUGCGCUUCCGGCAUUGCUCAAGGCGAAGUUGGUCGAUCUGUAUAGUGAGCGUCACAUCGACCUCCGCAUGCGAGACGCCUCGAUCCUCGCUCUCGAGGGCGCUGCUGCCGGAGCUACCUUGGCGGGAGGCAUCGCCCUGCUGCUCUUGCGACGAACAUAAGUCACGCCACUCCCU